CCCGCACGUCCCCGGCAACCCCGCUCCCCCCGCACGCCCCAGCUGCGAACGCCCCCGGUCCGCGGCGCCGCCAGCCCGCCCUGCACGGCUUCCCGGUGUUUCCCCGGCCGUCAUCCCGGGGCUCGACCCGCGGCCCUUCCCGCACGGUGCCUCUCCUCCCCGGGGAUGCCCCGGCUGCCGGUGUGGAGCCUGUUGCCGCCGAGGUGGCGAGCGCUUCCCGGAUAGASCUGGCCUCAGCCAGGGCACCCCUCCCCAAAGACCCACAUCCCGGCGCUGCCUCUGCCCACGCGUUUGUCUGCGUGAUGGAGCAGCCUCCGCUGCCCGCCGGAGCAUGGCCAGGGCCCCGGCUCUUUCCUUCCCCAUCGCUCCUUCCUUCCGCCGGGCUCGCAUCUUCAGCACCCGGUGGCCCUGCCGGGGUCGCUUGCCAGCAGCGUGACCCUACACCGCAGGGUGACAGAGCACCCCGCGCCCCUUCUCCUUUCUCCGAGGGAGUGAUGGUGCCAUUGUGGUCGCCCAGCCCUCGGCUGCCGUCGCUCCAGGCUCACCCUCCUCCCUGCUGCCGAGCCCGUUUUCUCCCACAUCACGAUAAUGAGAAUUCUGACGGGUGCUUACGUGCCUGCCUGCGAGCACCCAUGGGUGCUGCUCGCUGCUCACUGAGGGGGAGACCCGUUGACAUUCGAUGCUUGGCCCUAUGUGACCAAGCUGUCACCCUGCCCAAAGGGCAAGAGUGAUGGUUGCCAUUUGCCAUCACCAGCCCCCUGGCCCUGCACUGCUGUUUUGGGGUGCCACCAUUCCCUGAGCCUCCCUAGCGGCUGCGAGGCCAGCGAUGGCUGCGGUGCACGUGCUCCUGUGAGCGCCACGUGCCGCAGGCAACCGGCACCUCUGCGUGUCCCUCCUUGUCCCCGGGUCACCCUCCUGUGUGGCGGCACAGGGAUGAGCUGCCUGGACUCGGCAGCCAAUUUAGGGUGCACUGGGUGGGCAGGAGAAGGGGGUCCCGCUGGGCACCCCAUGGUCUUGAAGAUGAUGCUGUGGGACCACAGUAUCCGUCUCCCGCCCCAGGGUGCCCAGCGCUGCCGUGGGCGAUUCUAGGGGGGUUGUGCAGGUUGGCAUCCAUGGGGGUGAUGGUGGGGGUGCAUGGGGUGCCAGGCACGGUUCCCCCUGGCUGCGGGCGCUGCGGCGCACGGUGAAGCGUGUCGCCAUGGGAACGGGGCGUCCACGUUUCCGUGUCGCUCACGCUCGCGUCUGUCUCGUUGCAGGGCCCCCACCCCGGCGGUCCCCCCCCAGCGAUGGGCAGCGGGACCCCGCCAGCCCCGUCCCCCCGCCGCCCGCCCCGCCGGCCCCCCGCCCCGCCGCCCGCCCGGCGCACCCAGGCCUGACCCACCCGCUCCAGCCCCCCCCAGCUCCAUGGCGAGGACGGACCCCUGACGGCAGGCGCGCCCGCGGGCCAGAGGAGACGGCGCCGGGCACGGCCCGGGGAGAUGCCCUCGGCGGCCCUGACAGCAUCGGGUCCUCCCUGACCCUGCCGCCGCCCCGAGCAUCCCGUCCCCCGUCCCGAGGGCAGGGAGAGGCGAGGGCCUCCCCCCGGGGCCGGCUGCCAAGAUGCUACCUGCGGCGGCGGGUGAAGCGGCAGCAGGAGGAGCGGCUGCGGGAGCAGAGCCUGCGCGCGUUGGAGAUGGAGCCGCUGCACUACGAGGGUUACGGGGGCAGCCCCCCCGGCAUCGCCAUUCCCCACCGCCUCCGCCUCGAGCCCCACCAUCACCAUCACCACCCCCACCACAUCCCGCCCCCCCGGCCCUGGAGCUGCCGGCACGGGGUCCGGGGGGGGCUUUGCCUUGCAGAGUCGGACCUGUCCAAGCCGCCGUGCUACGAGGAGGCGCUGCUGAUGGCGGAGCCCCCCCCGCCGUACAGCGAGGUGCUGAUGGACACGCGGGGGCUCUACCGCAAAAUCAACGCCCCUUUCCUGAGCCAUGAGCGGCUGGAGAAGCAGGAGCAGCCUCCCAGCUACAAACCCCUUUUCCUGGACGCCGGCUACGGUUCAGCGCUGCACCUGCCGCGCUCAGCCAGCCCCGGCCCUGCCUGCCCGGACCUCUACCUGCAGCAGGAGUGCUCCCCACGCAUGUUUCCCAGCUGGACGGACUCGGAGCUCAGCAGCAGGGACACCUACGACACGGGACCCUGGCACCUCCCGGUCUCCAUGCCUCUCUUCGGCAGGACUACCGCUGUGUAACGGCGGCCGCGGGGGACGCCCGGACCUUGCUGUGCGCCCGGGGAGCGGGGGGGUUUCGGUUGCUCGUGUCACCCCAGGGACACCCGCCCCGGCGCGGGCCAUCGCCGCCGGCGCGGAAGGGGCUGGUUCCCCGUCUGGCCCCCGCCGGCCCCACCAUGGCCGGGGGCGCUGGGGACCCGGACUCUGCUCUGUUUCUUAAAUUUUUUGUUUGUUACAGUUUGAGAAUAAAAGUUUGUGGCUCGGG
This is a messenger RNA of Malurus melanocephalus (red-backed fairy wren), 2471 nucleotides long. It is a transcript of the gene PRR7, whose product is annotated as proline rich 7, synaptic. The record is from RefSeq and is a predicted model, not a curated record. Bases 1199 to 2227 code for a protein of 342 amino acids. NCBI's taxonomy places the organism in Eukaryota, Metazoa, Chordata, Aves, Passeriformes, Maluridae. The transcript is spliced from 3 exons.